AUGACUCUACGCCGCUCAACAGCCGCAGAUUCACCAGUCUCUCACCGAUCACCUCUAACCGACAAUCACAAACGUACUAAUAUUGACAAUAAGCUUGUGAAGUUCUUCGCGAGGAUUCCCGUGGAGAGUAACCGUUCCGCUGCCAAGUAUUUAAAGAUUUUUUCGAAUUCUUCGGUCCCUGCUGCGUUGGUGAUGCUCUUUGUGUCUCCUUUGGAGAUCAAUAAAUCUUGUGGGAAGAGUUCGAUUAAGCUCUUUUUGAAUAGUUGUUUAGCGUUGCCGAUGCAUCAGCAGAACAGCUGUUUGCCUGUUGUGUUGGAGUUUUGUAGAUUGCUUAGGAGAGCUUGUCCUGAUAAUAAGUUGUAUGUGUCUUGUCGGAAUACCUUGGGGUCGAUGUUGGAUUUGGUGUGUAAAUGCGAUGAGUUUCAGUUGAGGUUGUUUACGAUUGGGGAGGAGAUUUACCCAUGUGUGACAGAGUUAGCUGAUGUUAUGGAGAAGGAGUUGUUACAGAACACAGGGCCUAGUUUGUCUGAAGUUCAGAAAUUUUCUUCCUUUUGGCAACCUUUGAAGCGGGCUAUUACCGCUCAGCUUCCCUGCGUGUUUCCCGUUGAUAUGCCUCUGAGGAACACUGUUUUGGAAGCGGAGAUUGGAAAGCUUUAUCGGAUAUUCGGAAGGUUAUUGACUAUCAUGGACAUUUGUAUGACUAGGAUUGAAAAUAUGUUGGAUAUGAGAGGAGUUGUGAACAACACAGAAGCUAUGUCUGCAUCUUGGUCUCAGUAUCUUGCUAUUCUGAAGAUUAUUGAUUCAAUGUGUGAGCUCUAUCAAGGUGCUAAGGAACAGGUAGCUAGUCUUCUAAACACAAGGAAAGCUUCAUUCUCCGCCCUAGUUUUGAAAUUUGCGAAAAGAGGGGAUGAUCACCAGUGGAUCUUUGACUACAAGGAAGCUACAACCUUUGAAUCCAGGAGGCAUUUAGCAAUGCUGCUGUUUCCUGACGUGAAAGAAGACUACGAUGAGAUGCAUGAAAUGCUCAUUGAUCGCUCUAAUGUGUUUGCUGAAUCGUUUGAGUACAUAUCUAGCGCGACUCCAGGGUCACUUCAUAGUGGACUGUUUAUGGAGUUUAAGAAUGAGGAAGCUACAGGUCCUGGUGUUCUAAGAGAAUGGUUCUACUUGGUAUGUCAGGAGAUAUUUAAUCCCCGAAAUGCCCUCUUCCUUCGAUCUGCUGAUGAUUUCAGAAGAUUCUCUCCCAAUCCAGCAUCUAAGGUGGAUCCACUACAUCUCAGUUACUUCGAGUUCACUGGUCGUGUGAUUGCUUUAGCUUUGAUGCACAAAGUUCAAGUAGGGGUUCUAUUCGACCGUGUUUUCUUCACACAGUUGGCCCACCCGGAAAUCAGUUUGGAAGAUAUCAAGGAUACGGAUCGAGUCAUGUACAAUAGCUGCAAACAGAUUCUUGAGAUGGAUCCAGCGUUCUUCGAUUCAAACGCGGGUCUUGGUCUAACUUUUGAGCUGGAGACAGAGGAGUUGGGGAAAAGGGAAACAGUAGAGUUACUUCCAGACGGCAAAUCCAUUGCUGUUAACAGCGAGAACAGGGAACAAUACGUUAAACUCCUAAUCAAGCAACGAUUUGCCGCAUCAAUCUCCCAGCAUGUAGAGCGAUUCUCCAAGGGCUUCUCUGAUAUCCUUUCAGAAUCUGUACCUACCUUUUUCAAACGGAUAUACUUGGAGGAUUUCGAUGGGAUGCUUCGAGGAGGGGAGAACCCAAUAAGCAUAGAUGAUUGGAAAGCUCAUACAGAGUACAACGGAUUUAAAGAGACUGACCGCCAAAUAGACUGGUUCUGGAAGAUUAUGAAGAAAAUGACAGAGGAAGAAAGGAGGAGUGUACUCUUCUUUUGGACAUCGACUAAGUUUAUACCAGUGGAAGGGUUUAGAGGGUUAUCAUCGAAGCUGUACAUCUAUAGGUUACAUGAAGCUAAUGAUCGUCUUCCAACGUCUCAUACUUGCUUUUACCGUCUCUGUUUACCAAAGUACCCGACGAGUGCCCUCAUGGAACAACGUCUUCGAUUCAUCGCCCAAGAUCAUGUCAGCUCCAGCUUCGGUAAAUGGUGA
This is a messenger RNA of Eruca vesicaria subsp. sativa (arugula), 2100 nucleotides long. The record is from the annotation of a GenBank genome assembly. Lineage: Eukaryota; Viridiplantae; Streptophyta; Magnoliopsida; Brassicales; Brassicaceae.